AAAAUCCUAUUUACCGCGAAAAGCUUCAACGCAGCAAAUUUUAUUUUCUACACUCUAUACUCAUAUAAAUCGACGGGAACGCCAUUUCUCCUUGCGAAACCGCGAUCUGGGAAGGGAGGAUGCAGUUCUUCGGGGGCUCCGACGUCAGCCCGUCGCCGCCGGCGCCGACGGCGGCGGGGCACAACGCGAACGUGAUGUACAUGUUCAACCGGAACGGGGUGUGCCUGUUCUACCGGGAGUGGAACCGGCCCCUCCGGACCCUGAACCCGCAGCAGGACCACAAGCUCAUGUUCGGCCUCCUCUUCUCCCUCAAAUCCCUCACCGCCAAGAUGGACCCCACCAGUGUGGAUAGAGGAAAUCUUGGGGUGCCGCAGUUACCAGGCCAGGGUUGUUCAUUUCACAGUUUCCGCACUAACACAUACAAACUUAGUUUCAUGGAAAGUCCUUCUGGUAUAAAGAUAAUAUUGGUUACGGAUCCCAGGACUGGUGAUCUACGAGAAGCUUUGAAGUAUAUAUACAGUCUAUAUGUUGAAUAUGUGGCUAAAAACCCUCUCUAUGAUCCAGGAACUCCUAUCAGGUGUGACUUUUUUAAUACAAAUCUUGACCAAUAUGUAAGGAGCAUUUCGUAAAGCAUUGGGACAGUGCAGGGUAUGGAGCUAAAUACGUAUAUGCUUUUUCGCCAUGGAUCAAGCUUAGUGGACAAUCUGGAGAAUUGGUUGAUUGUGAUGUGCCGGCUUGGUGUAUUAUGCGCCUCUCUCUUUGCUGCCAGUGCUCGUCCAACUCCAAUCUUCCUAUGAUUGUGUAUCCGCCGCUUCCUUUUUAAACGGAUUGGUCGAGGAAUUUUUUUUAUGCUCCUCUUUCUUCUAUAUAUAUGAUAGUGAUUGUUGCUGUGGACAUGAUGCUGUACCCUCUCUUUUUUCCCAUCUUUUACUGCUUUAUCACUGAGAUGCACAAACUUUGUUGGAAGGCAUUGAUUCUCGUAUCUCAUUUUAAAUUGAGCCCGGAUAGGUUUGCUUGAUUCAA
This is a messenger RNA of Eucalyptus grandis, 1023 nucleotides long. RefSeq names its product trafficking protein particle complex subunit 1. The transcript is spliced from 4 exons. Gene Ontology annotation, biological process: endoplasmic reticulum to Golgi vesicle-mediated transport. NCBI's taxonomy places the organism in Eukaryota, Viridiplantae, Streptophyta, Magnoliopsida, Myrtales, Myrtaceae. Gene Ontology annotation, cellular component: TRAPP complex. The record is from RefSeq and is a predicted model, not a curated record. Bases 120 to 629 code for a protein of 169 amino acids.